Messenger RNA from Ruditapes philippinarum (Manila clam), 15795 nucleotides. RefSeq lists its product as uncharacterized. The transcript is spliced from 7 exons. The coding region runs from base 363 to 5015 and encodes 1550 amino acids. The record is from RefSeq and is a predicted model, not a curated record. NCBI's taxonomy places the organism in Eukaryota, Metazoa, Mollusca, Bivalvia, Venerida, Veneridae.
GUCCCUCAAACAAGAUAAAUGUAACUGUUGCUUUCCAAAUGAUAAGAAACCCUGUCAAACAAUGUAUGUGGUGCCAUCUAUGACAGCAUUAUACAGUAUCAUGCAUCAAUACCACCGGCACCUUUUUGGAAAAAAACAGCGAUGCCCAUGAUUGGUCAGCUGACCCAUGGAGCAUAUGCAAAUGUUUUAUAAAUGCUCCUGGGUACAAGAAUAAGACAUCGGCAGUCGAUACAGAUUGUACAGGGUUGCUUCAUGUUAUCAUAAAUAACACAUAUUUUCAUAGUCAUAUUGGAUGCAAUGUUACAGGACCAAACAAUCUUUUUUCAAAGGUACGGCAGUAUCAAAAUGAGAUUUUAAACAGUAUGGAGUUAGAGGAGAGUAAGGCUGAUUGUUAUAUUGAUGAUAUGAUGGCUGUUCUUCAAGAUAGUAAGGAACUUGUACAUCGACAAGAUGCACAACAAGCUAUUGGUAAACUUCAAGAUCUAAAGCAAAAAGACCAUGCUAUUACUAUUGAAUGCUCUGAAGAAAUUUUGAAACAAAUCAAAGAUGAAAUGACAAAAAUGUGGGAAUUUACUGAAAAUGCUGCAGCUGAAGAGGAAUAUGAGGAGCUCAAAAAUAAAUUUAUUGAACUUGAAGGACAGUUGGCAAAAGAAAGAGAGGGACAACUUGAGGCUGGGAAAGAACAGAAAAGAAAGUUUACUGAACCUGAGGCAGUUAUAACAGAGAAAAUACAGGAGAUAAGACUCGAGCAACAAAAACACUUAGAAUAUGAUAAGAAAAAAUCAGAAUGGCAGAAAGAGUUGAUAGCGUCAUACUGUAAGAAUUUGCUAAAAGUACCAGCAAUGCCUUUACUACCACGAGGUCAGCAAUGUAACUUCAGUGAGAUUUAUAUAAGGCCUAGUAUAACAAGAGAAAUAAAAGAAGAGAAAGGGGAGACAAAGGAGAUUGAGGUCAAGUCAAUGUCAGAAAUCUUCAUAAAGAAUGGUGUGCCUUUGAAACAUAUAUAUCUUCUUGGAGAUGCAGGGUCUGGUAAGAGUAGUUUCUGUAAAUAUAUGGUCGACUGUUGGUGUAUUGCACACAGUGAUGCACAAAAAGUGCAAGAUGAGUUUGAAGGAGUCAAGGAAAUGAAGAAAUUUGAUUUAAUGUUUUAUAUCUCCCUUAGACAUUAUCAAGACAUAGACAGUGUCCAGGAUAUGAUUAAAAAUCGGUAUGAUAUUGACAUUUCAAGCCCAUUUCUCGAAAAGGACUCUGCAGAGAUUAUAAUAUUGCUUGAUGGCUUAGAUGAAUGGUCUUAUGAAAGAAAGUCCUACAAUCACUUUCAGACAAUGGGUCUCCCAAAACAGGAUGUUAAUAAAGACUACACAAUCAUAACUACAUCACGGCCAUGGAAAGUUCACACCUUAGGAAUAAGUGAGACAGAAAUUGAACAAUUACUGAAUCUGAAAGGGUUUGAUUUGAGAUGUGAAAGGGAACUGAUAGAUAGAACAGUCUCACAAUUAAAUUCCAGCAGGCAUGCUAGUAAAGAUGCCAGUGUUUUAGAACAAAAGCUAAAAGAAAAGUCUCUGAAAAGUUUAAAACAGCUACCAAUAAUGCAACAACAACUGAUAUGUCUAUCGUUUGAUGGUAAACUUGAUAAAACCUCAAGAUGUGCCAUCUACACUGGUAUGUUAGAACUUUUCUUCACCUGGAAUGACAUGAGAACCACAGAAACAAGUACUCAACUCCUGAAGUGUGCUCAGAAAGUAGAUCUUCCUAAAUAUCUAGCAGAUAAAAACAUAUUAAAAUUAAACAGCCAUCUCAUUUGUGAUGUGUCACAGUUGGCUUAUGAGACACUAUUUAAUUGUCCGAAGGAUAAUUCUUUGACAUUUGAUAUUUGUAUGUUUGAUGAACUAGACAUAUCAGAUAAAGUAAGAGACAAGUGCUUGAAACUUGGAAUAAUUACAGAAGAUGAACGUCCAGGUUUAUCUGUAGCAGAACCACCAAGGUCAUUGUUCUCUUUCAUUCACAAAUCAAUGCAAGAAUUUCUGGCUGCAGUGAAUAUUUGUAUCAGGUUCAAUGCAAAAAUUGGUUUGUCAGAUAAUACAGGAAAUGUUGAAUUAGCCAAGAAGUUUAAUAAUGAGGUUUUUCAGAAAUGUUCAACAGUAAAUGACAUAUUAGAGCAAUCAAAUGUCGUAAUUAUGCUAUGUGGUCUUGAACCUAGACUAGCAACACAUGUGUCAAAAUACAUAUAUGAUAUGGUGUCAGAAGACUCUCGUGUUCAGGAAUACAGGAGAAAAAUGAAUAGUGACAUUUAUAUGUAUCAUCAUUGUAUAACUGAUAUUCAAAAGCUUAUGUUUGAUUCAAUGGAAGAAUUAAAUGCAACAUGCAGUGUAGAAAGUCGUCCUGUAUUUUAUAUAGGAGAUUUGGUCAUUAAUAUAAUGAAUCAAUGUUGUGAUAGUGUUUGUACAAGCAUUGAUCAGAAACAAAUUGCUACUGACUCUGUUCUGUCUAUUAAUGUAGAUGAUUUCCACACAAAAAAUGUUAAAUUUACAAAAUAUUUACCAAUGUUUCAUCAUCUUGAAACAAUUACAAUAAGUUAUGGAUAUGAAUCACAAAGUUUAUUCAGUACACAAAGUGAUGAACAGAGGAUUAAUGAUAUUAACAAUUGUGUUUCUGAGACAUUUAAAGGAAAUACUUUAACAUUAAAAUCUCUGUCUCUUGAUGGUGUCUCUUAUACUGACAAGUAUUACCCAUUGUAUAAAACAGUUGUAAGCUAUCUACCUAGUUUGAUCAAUCUUGUAGCAAUAAGUACAACUUAUAUAGCAAUGAGGCAUGAUGAUACCACUACAUUUUAUAAUUUUCUUGAGAGAACAAGUCAUCUUGAGCAAAUACAUCUUGAGUCUGUUUAUUGUGAGUGUAGGAAGCAGCAUGAUGUAAAUUUAUCAAAACAUAAACAACUUCAGUAUCUUAAUGUGAAUAAUGAUGUAAGUGUGAUAGAUGCUGAUACUACAAACCUUGAAAUAUUUAGAUUUCAUGAAUUGAAAGAUACUAAUUAUGAGAAAAUGUUUGAUAUUAUUAGAAAAUCUUACAAAUUAAAAGAACUUGAAUUGUAUGGAGAUUAUGGCAAUAAAUCUCAAUUAUAUCAUACCAACAUAACAGAGAGACUUGUCAAAGUAUUACCAUUGUUACACAAUCUCAGUAAGCUUCAGUUACAUACAUGUAGGUUAACUGACAAUAUCAUACAGCUACCUUUAGUGAUGAAGAGUUUAAAGAACAUUAAGCUUUUUUUUGUCACAAUGAGUUUGACAACAUGGCAGAAGUUUGUUAAUAGUCUUCCUGGUAUUCCUCGUACUGUGGUUGUGAGUGUAAAGCACUGUUAUAUGACAGGAGAUGGUGAGGAGUUUUAUGAUGAUUGGAUUCAAAGAUGUAGAGGAGGGAAGAUAAAUGAUGCUAUACAGUAUUUAAAAGACCUGGAUCAUUUAUUUCAUGUGAAAGACCACAGUUCAGGCCACUUUUCUUUCAUAAAUAUACAAGAGAAAUGUUCUGAAUGGGAUAGAUGCAUCACAAGUGGAAGUGAAUCAGCUGCAAAAAUUUUAAUAGAAAAAGAAAUUUUACCAUCUCAAAGAGAGUUGCACAAUGCUUGUCGUGUUUUUGGAGUGGAUUCACACAUACUUUCUGAAAUAUGCACUGUGAUAAGCAAACAUAUCAGAAAAAAAUCAAAAAAUGUCAUUGAUGUAAGGCCAUCCUAUCGAAAUGAUCAUGUUCUUUCAAGUAGCUAUGUCUCUAUUGUUUUUAUAGUAGUGGUUAAGAAAAAUCCCAGAUAUUUAGUAUCCAAAGAUAAUUAUGAAUGCUACAUAAAGCAUGAAAAUGACUACAGUUCUGAAGGAGAAAUUGUAGCUGUUAAAGAAAUGGAAUCUGAUACUAGUGACAUUCAAUCUUCUGAUGCUGUUCUGGAAAAUAUUAGAAAAUGUGUCAACAAGAAUGCUGAUGAUCUUCUUCAAAAACAUAGUAAUCUUAAUGUGAUUUUACCAAGUUUGAUGAAGUCAGUAGGUUAUACGUCAGGCAAACAUGACAUUAAGAUUAAACCUUGCAUAGCUCUCUAUGUUUCAGUAAAGGGAUAUAUACCUCUAAAUGAGACACCAUUUGAAAAGGAAAUUGAUGGAUUCCCAACAGAUGUUUUGGAAGGAGAGUUUGAACCAUUUAUAGGAGGACCAAAUCAAUACCACGAACAUCUUAAGAUGGGUGUUGCAAUACAUGCCAAUGUUUUAAUUGGAGAUACAAUCUUAGGGGGGACUCUUGGAGGAUUUAUAAACCAUUCAGUGCAUGGAUUAUGUGGAAUAACAAGUGCACAUGUUGUUUAUGAUAGUGCUGAAUUAGCAAGGGUGAAAAAUGCUCAAGAAUUAAGUGUAGUAAAGACAGUUUAUCAGCCUGUAAAUGAAUGCAUGUCAGCAUUUGGUGAAGUUGUUCUGGCUGUUUAUAAUGAAGGAAGUGAGUCUGAAUCUGGAAUGGAAGUUGCUCUUAUAAGCAUAAAAAAUAGGCAACCAAAGGAUGGAAGUUUUCCUGAAGCAUCCAAUUAUAAGGAAGCAGGGUUUGACUCAAGCAAUCAAUUGUGCUUUAACUCUGGUGAAGUGUGUGAAAUAUCAAACCUUAAGCGAAGGACUGAAGUUUACAAAUUUGGCAUGAGCUCCGGGAUAACAAGAGGAAGUUUUGCAUUGUACGGAGGAAUAGUACGUAAGGAUAUGUUAGGACAAGGUAACGGUUUUGGAAUUAAUCUAAAAAAUCAAAUGAAAAUUGUUCAAAUUGGAGAGAACCCUUUCGCAGAAUACGGAGAUUCUGGUGCAUUAGUUAUGAUAGAAGGAACACAUGAUUCAGCUGCUAUUGGCAUUGUGGAAGGUGGUAUGAAGGGUUGUGCAUUUGUCACCCCGAUUUGUGAUAUUUUAAGAGCUGUUGGUUGUACGGAUGGAAAAAUGUGCCAAUUUACGUCGGGAUGUAAUGCAGUUUUGACUGAUUCAGGAGUUGAAAUGGAUGUCUCUUAAAUACUUAUAGUUACAGACACGAAAAAAGAAAAUUGUAAAUGAAAUUUUGUGAUUUCAUAUUGUAUUGAGUGAUAUGCCCUGCUCAAAGGGAGGUGGGUAUUUAAAUUUGCCAUUGUCCAUCAGCCCAUCAGAGCGUUCUUGCAGUCUCAUGUUAUGUCACAUGAAGCUCUAAAUGUGCUUGAGCUAGUAUCAACAAACUUUACUGAAAUGUUGAUAAGCAAUGUAAAGUUGGGCACCUGGCGUUUCUUGUGUGGAUUAUUUAACUUUUGUCAGAGUAUUAUUGCUCCUUGACUUAACAAAUAGUUUGCAAUUGUCAGUUUGUGCCCCACGUAGCUCAAAACAUAAUUGACCUACAGUCAUGAAACUUUAUAGGAAUGUCUGUCAGCAUAAUAUGUAGGGGUGCACCUGUGGAUUUGCUUGUGAAUUUAUUCAAUACUUGCAAUUUUGUCUUGUGUCACAUAGCCCAACUUGUGUGUCACAUAGCCCAAACAGUUAUACUUGUACAUUUAUUUUACUAUUCAUAGAGUUAUUGCACUUAGCUAUGUAAAAAAUCAGUUUUCAUAGGUCGAUUUGCUCAUGGAACAAAAAACUUCUAGUUUACUUAUAUACCAUGUAGAAAUUUUGUGAACGCAACUCCUCUUAAACCAGAUGGCAGAUUUUUCUUAAACUUCCAGGUAUGAACAACCUUAUUGUGUAGAUGGAAGUAAAGGAAGGAAUUUUUGCUGCGACCAAAUUUAACAGAAUUAUGGCCCUUUGUUGAUUUUUUCACUAUAUACCAUAUAUAUGUUGUCAGUGGGGGCAUCCGUGUCCUUUUGACACAGUUCUAGUUUCUGUAAAUUUUUCAUUUCUUAUGGAAUCAAUUUCAAAUAUAUGUUCCUUAUCAUCAACCACAUCUUAUGUGACAAGAUUCAUAACUUUACACCAAUAUAUUCAGAAUAAUCUCCCUUUGAACUUAGAAUUAAGCUUAAAAAUAUAACUUCUUUACUUUUGAAGGUAUCUACUUCAAACUUCAAAUAUACAUUUCUUAUCAUUGCACACAUGGCGCGGACAAGGUUCAUAAGUCUAGCAUGACUAUUUCUAGAAUUAUUCCCCCUUGAACUUGGAGUUUAUCUAAGAAAAUGUUAUUUUAAAUGCGCAGGUCAAGUUGGAAUUUGAUCAUGGUUUGAUGAUUUGUGGCAGAGUUAUGUCCCUUUCACUUUGAAAAUAAUAUGAAAUUUUCAAUUUCCAUUCAUUAUCUUCCUCUAGGGUAUUACACAUUCAACUCAAAUUUGACAUAUGGAUACCACAAAAGAUUUGCACAGGUCAAGUUUGAAUUUUGUCAUGGUUAAAUGAUUUUUUUCAGAGUUAUGCCCCUUUAACUUUGAAAAAAAGGACGUUUUCAUUUCCCAUUUAUUAUCUUCCCGACAUAUAUUCAACUCAAAAUAAAGAUAUGGAUAUGUCAUUAGAAUGUAUUGGUCAAUUUCGAAUUUGGUCAUGGUUGACGAUAGCUGACAGACUUAUCUCUCUUGAACUUUGAAAAAAAAAUAGAAAUUUUAAGUUUCCGUUCAUUAUCUCCCCAAUGGUUGUACACAUUCAACUUAAAUUUGACAUAUAGAUACAUCUUAGGAAUAAGCAGUUCAAGUUUGAAUUUGGUCAUGGUUCAAUGAUUUUGGACAAACUUAUCUUUCUUGAAUGUUGGAAAAAUUUUGAAUUUUCAGUGUCAGCACUCAUACUUUUGUGGAAAUGUAUGUGGCCAUUAUUUUGGCUACAAAUAUGCAAUAUGCAAGUUACAAAAGGUUAAGACUGAAAAAUUUCAGUGCCUCUAACAUUGUAUAAAAAUGGUUUGUGUUAACAUUGAAUAGUUUUAAGGGCUUUGAACUCGCAAUGAAAAAAAUAAUUUGUGCAAACAAAUUUGGAACUAAAUAUUAUAACAUCUGAAAUUUUGGCUGCAUGCGGGGGCAUCUGUGACAUGAUGACACAUUUCUAGUUGCUAAUAUUAUAAAGUUGGGAAGGUAAAAUGACGGUAAAGAUUGGAUGCAUUUAUCAUUUUGCUUCCCAAAUGGCAUACUAAGAAGUGACACCUUUAACAUCCCUUUUUAUACACAUUAACAGUAGUCAUACCAAUGCACUGUACUGUACAUAUGUUAUUAUACCCCCACCACAAAAUGUGGACGGGGGGCUAUAAUGGAUUCGCUUUGUCGCGUCCGUCAGUCGGUCGGUCCGUCUGUCUCCAUUUUUGUGCCCGCUCUAUAAAUCCUAUACCAAUUGAAGGAUUUUUUUCAAACUUGGCUCAAAUGUUCACCUCAACAAGUGGAUGUGCAGAACCCAUGUUGCCCAUGUGUCAGCUCAAGGUCAAGGUCACAAUUGAAGGUCAAAUAUCAAACAGUCAAAUAUUAGACAGUAUGUCGUGUCCGCUCUGUAACUCCUACACUUAUUGAAAGAUUUUCUUCAAACUUGGCUCAAAUGUUCACCUCAACAAGGGGACGUGCAGAACCUAUGUUGUCCAUGUGUCAGCUCAAGGUCAAGGUCACAAUUGAAGGUCAAAUAUCAAACAAUCAAAUAUUGGACAGUAUGUCGUGUCCGCUCUGUUACUCCUACACUUAUUGAAAGAUUUUCUUCAAACUUGGCUCAAAUGUUCACCUCAACAAGGGGAUGUGCAGAACCCAUGUUGCCCAUGUGUCAGCUCAAGGUCAAGGUCACACUUGAAGGUCAAAUAUCAAACAAUGAAAUAUUAGACAGUAUGUCGUGUCCGCUCUGUAACUCCUACACUAAUUGAAAGAUUUUCUUCAAACUUAACUCAAAUGUUCACCUCUACAAGGUUAUGUGCAGAACCCAUGUUACCCUUUUGCCGGCUUAAGGUCAAGGUCACACUUGAAGGUCAAAAAUUGACUUAGAAAAUGUUCUUAAAUUUUAACAUGUAUUUGAAUAUUUCUGAAACAAGAAAAGGUAUUUGCUUGAAACUUAAAAUAUAUAUGAAGUGUCACAAUUAAGAUAUGCAGGUCAAGUUUCAUAACUCUGUAUUGCAUUUUAACAAAGUUCUGCCCCUUUUUAAGUCUUCAAAUUUACAUUUAUCAAAUAUUAGACAAUAUGUCGUGUCCGCUCCAUAAAUCCUAUACUAGUGGAAAAAUUUUCUUCAAACUUUACUCAAAUGUUCACCUCAACAAGGUUAUGUGCAGAAUCCAUGUAACCUUUGUGCUGGCUAAAGGUCAAGGUCACACUUGAAGGUCAAAAAUUGACUUAGAAAAUGUUCUUAAAUUUUAACAUUUACUUGAAUAUUUAUUAAACUAGCGCAGGUAUUUGCUUGAAAUUUACAAGAUAUAUGAGGUGUCACAAAUAAGAUAUGCAGGUCAAGUUUCAUAACUCUGUAUUGCAUUUUGACAAAGUUAUGCUCCUUUUUAAGUCUUUAAAUUUACAUACAAUCAAUACUAGACAAUAUUUUAUGUCCGCUCUAUAAAUUCUUUACUAAUGGAAGGAUUUUCUUCAAACUUUACUCAAAUGUUCACCCAACUGGGCAAUGUGCAGAACCCAUCUUACCCUUGUGCCAGCUUAAGGUCAAGGCCACACUUGAAGGUCAAAAAUAGUCUUAGAAAGUGUCUAGUACAUUGGGAAAAUGAAAGGUUAUUUGUAACUGUUUUAUAUGAUUUAUACUAAUAUCUGAACAAUUAGUCUUUUUUUUCACCAGAGAUAAUUUCCUUUUAUAGAUAUGUAUUUGUGCCACUAAAGUUAUUCUCUUAACCACCUUUCCAAGUCAUCUUCUGUCAAGGACAUUGGUGGGAGUAUGAAUCGCAUUCAGCGAUAGUUCUAGUAACAUUCAGUGAAUGUUUUUAUGCCACCGCAGCAUCUGCGAUGCCGUGGCAUAUAGCGAUUCACCUGUGUGUUUGUUUGUAUGUUUGUUUGUGUGUUCUAUAGAUUAUAAAGUGAACUUAAAAAAUCUACUUGUGAAUAACAACUUGUCCAAUUUCAUCCAAACUUGGCAGGAUUGAUCCUUGGGUGUAGGGCUUCCAAAGUUGUUCAAAGAAUUUCAUUCCAUGCAGAAAUCUGGUUGCCAUGGAAACCAAAAGGAAUUAUAAGAAUAAAUUUAAAAACACUUCUUGUAAAGACCCACAAGGAAUAGAGGUUAGAUAUUUUGCAUAAGGCGUUGUCUGGUAGACCUUUACCAAGAUUGUUCAAAUUAUAGCCCUUGGGUCAAAAUUGGCCCCACCUAGGGGGUCAUUGAUUUUCAUUAUAUGUACAUAUAAUAAAAAAUGAAAAUCUUAUUGUCUGAAGAUACCAGGCUUUAAGCUUUGAUAUUUAGUAUAUGAUAUCAUCUAUAGAUACUCUACCAAAUUUUGUUAAAUUUUGCCUCUAUCCUCAAAAUUAGCCUGCCCCGGGGUCAUAGGUUUUCCUUUUAUGUAUAUAGAACAAUCUUUAAAAAAAAUCAUCUUCUCUAUAUUUACAAAUGCUAGAGGUUAGAUAUUUGCAUAAAACAUUGUGUAGUGAACCUGUAGCAAGAUUUUCAAAUUAUAGCCCUGGGGUUAAAAUUGGCCCCGCAUUGAUUUUCAGAAACUAUGUACAUAUAGUAAAAAUUUGAUAAUCUUAUUGUCUGAAGGUACAAGGCUUAGAUCUUUGAUGUAUGCUUUAUAAUAUCAGCCAUAGGUCCUCUACCAAAGUUGUUUAAAUUUUGCCCCUGGUGUCGAAAUUGGCCCUGCCCGGGGCCAUUGAUUUUCAUUAUGUACACAUAGUAAAAACAGUAACUAAAACAAAUGUUUUCUGAAUUGGAGAAAGCUACAGCUUAGAUAUUUGACAUGUAAUGUUGUUUGGUGGACCUGUAUCAAGAUUGUUUUGAAUUAAACCCUUUGGUCAAAAUUUUGCCUUGCCCAAGGGGACAAUGACCUACUUUCUUGUCCUUUGAUGUACAGCCUUGAAAUUUGGACUAUGUGCACAGUUUUAGUUGUGAAAUUGAACUUUGAUAUCAGGUGACCUAGAUUUUGAUGAUGUUACCUACAUGUACUUUCUUGUCCUUUGAUGUGCAGUUAUGAUAUUUGAACUAUGUGCACAGAUUAAGAUGUGAAGUGAACUUUGAUAUCAGCUGACCUAAAUUUUGACAAAAGGUCUUUCUGUGUUGUCCUUUGAUGUACAGUCAUGGAAUUUUGGCCAUGUGCAAUAUGACCUUCACCACCAAAUUCACUAGACUCAACUGCAUUAAUAGAUUCCUACUCUUAUCUUUUAUUUGAAUAACAAUAGAUUUAACCACUUAUCUGAUAAUAAGAAUUAGAUAGGUCAGUGAUCUAUGCAUUAUGGCAAUCUUCAAUUGUAUAGAAACAAAAAAAAUCUGUUCCUACAUUACUAUUUAGUGCUGUACAUGUAUUAACGUGGUGGCAUAGCAUUAUUCACAAAUGCAAUCUUGUUUAAAACUUGAAAAAAACUGUUGAAAAUUGUUGAACAGACUGGUAUGAAAUUUUCUACAAUUUUGAGCUCGACUUUUCGAAGAAUAUCGAGAGCUAUUGCAGUCGCGUCAGCGUCUGCGUUUGUUAAAUUUUUUUGUAAAGUCAAAUAUCUCAAUUAUUAUGCCCCCACUUCGAAGAAGAGGGGAUAUAUUGCUUUGCACUUGUCUGUCCGUCGGUCCGUAGACCAAAUGGUUUCCGAGUGAUAACUAAAGAACCCUUCGGCCUAGGAACUUCAAACUUUGUAUGGUGAUUGGCCAUGACCAGUAGAUGACCCUUAUUGAUUUUGGAGUCAAGGGGUCAACGGUCAAGGUCACAUUGACCUUGUAAGCAAAAACGUUUUCUGAUCAAUAACUAAAGAACCUUAAGGCCUAGGAACUUCAAACUUGGUAUGGUGAUUGGUCAUGAUCAGUAGAUGACCCCUAUUGAUUUUGGGGUCAAAGGUCAAGGUCACAUUGACCUCUUAGGUAAAAAGGUUUCCGAUCAAUAUCUAAAGAACUUUAAGGCCCAGGAACUUCAAACUUAGUAUGGUGAUUGGUUAUGACCAGCAGAUGACCCCUAUUGAAUUUGGGGUUAAGGGGUCAAAGGUCAAGGUCACAUUGACCUUUAAGGUAAAAACGGUUUCCGAUCAAUUAACUAAAAAUGCUUAGGCCUAGGAACUUCAAACUUUGUAUGAUGGUUGGUCGUGACCAGCAGAUGACCCCUAUUGAGUUUUGGGUCAAGGGGUCAAAGGUCAAGGUCACAUUGACCUUGUAAGUAAAAACGGUUUCUGAUCAAUAACUAAAGAACGCUUUGGCCUAGGAACUUCAAACUUGGCAUGGUGAUUGAUCACGACCAGAAGAUGACCCCUAUUGAUUUUGGGUCAAGGGGUCAAAGGUCAAGGUCACAUUGACCUCUUAUGUAAAAACGGUUUCCGAUCAAUAACUAAAGAACCCUUGGGCCUAGGAACUUCAAACUUUGUAUGAUGAUUGGUCAUGGCCAGUAGAUGACCCCUAUUGAUUUUGGGGUUAAGGGGUCAAUGUCAUAUUGACCUUGUACUUAAUGACGGUUUCUGACCAAUAACUCAACAACUCAAGUUGCCUUGGUUGAUAUUUUAAUAUUAAACUAAAAAUGCUUUUGGUUAUACACAUUUGAAGGUCUUAUGUAAUAUUGCAACUUGGCUGUCAUUAAUGAGGCCUACAUGAUUCAUAAAAUGUAUGCAUAUAUUAUUUGGUAAGAUUUGCAAUAACUUAAAUUGCUGCACGCUGCACACAACCUAUGGGGUCACAAUAAUUAUUACCUUGUGACUAGUCAUGACCAGUAGAUACUAGAUAACCCUUAUUAAUUGUUUGUUCACUGGGUCAGAAGUCAUGCAUAAUAACCUGAUCACAUGACUAAUUGGCUGCCGAUAGGGGGCAUACAUGUUUUACAAACAUAUCUUGUUGCUUGAGAUAUUCAAUUGAAACUUACAAUACUUAUUUUUAGUAACAAUGUACAUCAGAUUGACAAGUUGGAUAUUUCUGCCUAAAAUAUUUACAGAAUUAUGCUCCUUUUUAACUUAGAAAUUUUGGUUAAAGGUUUAAGGUCUUAAGAACUAUCAAAGAUAUUAACUUGAAACUUUACACACGUACUUAGGGUCAAAAUUCAAGGUCACAUCUCAAGAUCCAUUACUCUGUCAUGUAUUUUGACUGAAUUAUGCUUCCUUUUGUACUAAAUUAAUCUCCUUUUCUUGGUUAAGUUUUACAUGCAAGUUUUGCAUAUCUCUGAAACUAUUAAAGAUACAAACUUGAAACUUCAUAUCUAUAUGUGUGGUCAUAUAUAAUGAUCACUGAACAGCACUCAUAUCUGUGUCAAGUAUUUAGGCUGAUUUAUCUCCCCUUUUUUACUUAGUCUCUUGGUUUAAGAUCCUGUAUGUUUUGUGAUUGAUAUUAUUACUGUGUGUAUACCACACUUACAAGAAGUUAUAUAUGUAUAUAAUAAUGCAAAUAAAACAAUUUUCAAACAUCAAAGAAUAUGUAAAAUAUGUACUGCAUAUAUUUGUGCACAUUAUAUGUAAUCAAUAAAUUAUAUGCAUUCAUUUCUUAUUGGAAAAUUUGACUAAGAAUUUAUAGAAAAUAAAUAAUGCUUAUUGGAACUUUCAAUAUUGAUAAAUCUCAAUUUGAACAUCAUAUUUAUGAAAUAAAACCAUAAAAAAUUGUGUUAAAGGAUCUUUAAUGUUAACAUGUAAGUUUUAGACUGGUUUGAUUUUGGUUUUUAAGACAAGGUUUUUAAAUCUAGCAUUCAUAUUUCCAGAAUUAUCUCCUUAAAUUUUUCUUAUUCAUUCUUUUAACUUUCUUUUACUUAAAAUUCAAAAUAAACAUUCAUUAUCAACACUCAUUCAUUAUCAUGUAUGGCAUGUAUGACGUCUUGCAUCUUUAUUUCAAGAGUAACCUCCUCUUUAAGAAUUUUGCUUUUAAAAAUGUUAUAUUUUGGUAACAGAGAUGUUUAAAAAAUUAACUUUAGAGUGUCCUUCAGUCCAUCUGUCUGUCUGUUCAUCAAAACUGUUUCCUGUGAUCACUUGUAAAGAACUGUUCCAACAAAUAUACUUAAAAUAGAGAGAAAAAUUGAAACAUUAGUGAAUAGCCAAUGGCCCUUUAGAAUGUUGCUGGGGUUUUAACCGGUAGGGGACUUAUGAAUUGCUUGCAAUGCUAUGAUAAUUGCUUGUUAAUUUGGAAAUUUGCACAAUUUUAUUGACUUCAUUUGGAACUUUGCUUGUUUAUCUUAAAUAUUUUGGUUUUAUAGGAAGAAUUGGAAUUUAAUAAAUUACUUAAGAUUCAAACAUUGGUUGACUAACAUUUUGUCUAAUAAACUGCAUGUACAUGUAUUUUUAGCUCACUUGUCACAAAGUGACAGGGUGAGCUUUUGUGAUCGCUUUUCGUCCGGCGUCCGUUUGUCCGUCGUACGUCGGUCUGUAAACUUUUUCUUUAAAUGACAUCUCCUCAUAAAGCACUUAGCCGAUUUCAUCCAAACUUCACAGGAAUGUUCCUUUGGUGGUCACCUUUAAAAAUUGUACUAGGAAAUUUAAUUCCAUGCAGAACUCUGGUUGCCAUGGCAACCGAUAGAAAAAACUUAAAAUAUCUUCAAAGAAGUAGAGCUUAGAUAUUUAGCAUGAAACAUCUUCUAGUGAGUGUCUAUCAAGUUUGUUCAAAUAAAAGCCCUGGGGUGAAAAUUGGCCCUGCCCCAGGGGGUUGAUUGACUUUCCCAAUAUGCAUAUAGUAAAAAACUUAAAAAAAAUCUUCUUUUAAAGAACCCAAAGAGCUAGAGCUAAGCUAUUUAACAUGAAACAUCUUCUAAUGGGUGCCUACCAAGUUUGUUCAAAUAAAAGCCCUGGGGUUAAAAUUGGCCCCGCCCCAGGGGGUCAUUGAUUUUCCUUAUAUGCAUAUAGUAAAAAUUUAAAAAAUCUUUCAUUUAAAGAACCCAAAGUGCUAGACCUUAGAUAUUUAUCAUGAAGCAUGUUCUAAUGGGUGUCUACCAAUUUUGUUCAAAUAAGGGCCAUGGGGUCAAAAUUGGCCCCGCCCGGGGGUCAUUGAUUUUCCUUAUAUGUGUAUAGCAAAAACGUAAAAAUCUUCUUAAAAAAAAAACCCUAAUAGCUACAGUUUAAAUACUAAGCAUAAAACAUCUUCUAGUAAGUGUCUACAAAGUUAUUCAAAUAAAAGACCUGGGGUCAAAAUUGGCCCCGACAGGGGGUCAUUGAUUUUAUUGAUGUGUAUAGUAAAAACUUAAAAAUCUUCUUUGAAAAAACCCAAAUAGCUAGAGUUUAGAUAUUAAGCAUGAAACAUCUUCUAGUGACUGUCUACAAAGUUUUUUUCAAAUAAAAGCCCUGGGAUCAAAAUUGGCCCUGCCCCGGGGGGACAUUGAUUUUCCUAAUAUAUGUGUAUAGCAAAAAAUUAAAAAUCUUCUUUGAAAACACCCAAAUAGCUAGAGUUUUGAUAUUAAGCAUGAAACAUCUUCUAGUGAUUGUCUUCAAAGUUUGUCAAAUAAAAGCCCUGGGGUCAAAAUUGGCCACGAACCAGGGGUGUCAUUGCUUUUAACUGUAUGUGUAUAGAAAAAAAAUUUAAAAUUUUCUUUUAAAAAAAUUCAACGAGCUAGACCUUAGAUGUUUAGCAUUAAAUAUGUUCUAAUGGGUGUCUUCCAAGUUUGUUCAAAUAAAAGCCCUGUGGUUUAAACUGGCUUCUCUUAAACCGGAUGGCAGAUUUUGCUUAAACUUCCAGGGAUUAACAACCUUAAUGUGUAGAUGGUAGUAAAGGAAGGAAUGUUUGCUGCGACCAAAUUUAACAGAAUUAUGGCCCUUUGUUGAUUUUUAGUUUUCAACUUGUGGCACAUGUAGUCCAAAAAAUAUUUGACCUAGAGUCAUAAGAUUGACAGAACAGUGGCGUGUGGGGGCAUCCGUGUCCUAUGGACACAUUUCUAGUUUUUAGCUCGACUUUUCUAUGAAAAGGGGAGCUAUCCUACUCGCCCCGGCGUCGGCGUUGGCGUCACACCUUGGUUAAGUUUUUCGUACCACCCCACUUUAUUUCAGAAGUAUUACAAGUAUGGCUUUGAAACUUACCAUACUUGUUCACCAUCAUAACCUCCAUCUACAGACAAGAGUACAUAACUCUGUCAAGGUUUUUGACAGAAUUAUGGCCCUUUUUUGACUUAGAAAGUGUAUUGAGCUUGGUUAAGUUUUUUGUACCACCUCACUUUAUUUCAAAACCAUUGGAGGUAUUGCUUUGAAACUGACCAUACUUGUUUACCAUCACGACCUUCAUCAACAGACAAGAGGACAUAACUCUGUCAAGGUUUUUGACAGAAUUAUGCCCCUUUUUGACUUAGAAAAUACAUUGAAUAUGGGUAAAAUCCACUUAUUGCCUUAACCCUUUGAGAUAUUGCUUUGAAACUUUUAAUGCUAUUUCACAUCAUUACCCCCAUCUGUACGCAAGAGAAGGUAACUCUGUCAAGGAUUUGUUUUAAAAAUUAAGGCCUUUUAUCGACUUAGAAUCUUGGUUAAGUUUUUAGUACCAGUCCACUUUUUGACUGAACUGUUUGAGAUAUUAAUUUGAAAGUUGGAAUACUUGUUUACAAUCAUGAUUCCCAAACAUGUCCAGGAGAAGGUAAUUCUGUCAAAGAUUUUAUUUGAAUUAUGGCCCUUAACUGUCAAUGUUUUGACUUAAACAUUUCAAACUUUGCUGCAGUGUUCAAGGGUAUCACACAAUUCAGUAAAAUAAUUCUUCACUAAAUAUCUUAAUGCUCAUGGCCAUUGUUCACUUUAAAAAUACAGAGAUUCUUGUAUUGCCUUUUACUGCAAAAACUUUUUUUAUUGGCAAGCAAUAAAAAAGUCGAGCGCGCUGUCUUACGGACAGCUCUUGUUAGUUAUAUUA